UGCUGCUUCUGCGCAGAAGCUGGGCCUGGGGCCUUCUUCUCAUCGCCUGCUGCGAGUACGUCCCUCAGCCCAUCCACGACCUGCUCAUGGGCGACAGCAAGGAGCAGCGCAUCUUGCGCCACAUGCUAGAGCAUGCCAAGGAGGGGGAUCCACAGAGCGUGCUGGAGGCCAUCGAUGACUACUGCUCGCAGGAGUUUGCCAUGAUCGUGGGCGACCAGAAAGGCCAGAUCAUGGAUGCCGUGGUGCGGGAGUACCAGCCCUCGGUGCUGCUGGAGCUGGGGGCCUACUGCGGCUACUCGGCCGUGCGCAUGGGCCGCCUGCUGGCGCCUGGUGCCCGGCUGCUCACCAUCGAGCUCAACCCUGACUACGCUGCCAUCACCCAGCGUGUGCUGGACUUCGCGGGCCUGCAGGACAGGGUAACAGUUCUGGUCGGGGCGUCCCAGGAUAUCAUCCCCCAGCUGAAGAAGAAGUAUGACGUGGACACGCUGGACAUGGUUUUCCUCGACCACUGGAAGGACCGCUACCUGCCAGACACGAUCCUCCUGGAGGAACAUGGCCUGUUGCGGAAGGGGACCGUGUUGCUGGCCGACAACGUCAUCUGCCCGGGAACACCAGACUUCCUGGCACACGUGCGCGGGAGCAGCCGCUUCGAGUGCACACACUACCCCGCCUUCCUGAAGCACAGGAAGUUGGUGGACGGCCUGGAGAAGGCCAUCUACAUGGGCCUGGGCAGCCCGGCGCAGCCUUGACGGCCCGCCCUGCUCUGCGCUCCCUCGCCAGCCUGGUUCUGAAGGGCACGAUGGACGUGCUCCCACUAACCCUACUUCUGCGGUCCUGGGGUCUGUCCUUAAAUGCAAAGCAUGCUGCAGGCCUGAGCCCUGCCCACGUUAACCUCUCGGUGCUGCAGCUCCACGCUGUCUUUUCUUUAACGACAAAUCCCAGGCUCUUUACUAAAAUCAGCUAGCUGUAAUAAUCUUA
This is a messenger RNA of Galeopterus variegatus (Sunda flying lemur), 978 nucleotides long. RefSeq names its product catechol O-methyltransferase-like. Bases 87 to 749 code for a protein of 220 amino acids. NCBI's taxonomy places the organism in Eukaryota, Metazoa, Chordata, Mammalia, Dermoptera, Cynocephalidae. Gene Ontology annotation, biological process: developmental process; dopamine metabolic process; catecholamine catabolic process. Gene Ontology annotation, cellular component: axon; dendrite; membrane. Gene Ontology annotation, molecular function: catechol O-methyltransferase activity; magnesium ion binding. The record is from RefSeq and is a predicted model, not a curated record. The transcript has 5 exons.